Actinia tenebrosa (Australian red waratah sea anemone) is the source of this 483-nucleotide messenger RNA. RefSeq lists its product as uncharacterized. Lineage: Eukaryota; Metazoa; Cnidaria; Anthozoa; Actiniaria; Actiniidae. The record is from RefSeq and is a predicted model, not a curated record.
AUGGACAUACGACUCUCUCAACUAAUAUAYUGGCCUGAGCGGGAUGAACUAUGGAGAACAAUGCCUCAAUGCUUCGAAUUUUCGUUUGGAAAGAAGACAACGGUGAUUAUUGAUUGUUUUGAGGUCUUCAUAGAGAGGCCUACCAACCUGCUGGCAAGAGCCCAGACCUUCAGCUCCUACAAACACCACAACACUGUGAAGGUAUUAAUUGGAAUCACUCCACAAGGCACUAUUUCCUUUGUAUCAAAGGCCUGGGGUGGCAGAACUUCUGAUAAGUUCCUCACCGAAAACUGUGGUAUUUUAAAUAAACUUGUGCCUGRUGAUCUAGUUAUGGCCGACAGGGGAUUUACARUUCAUGAAAGUGUGGCAUUCAAGAGAGCAGAGCUUGUGAUACCAGCUUUUACUAAGGGGAAGAGCCAGCUGGACCCCAUAGAUGUUGAAAACGCCCGAGAAAUUGCAAAUGUCAGAAUUCAUGUGGAGAGG